AUGAUGCAGCAGCAGCAGCAGCCGCCGCCGCCGCCGCCUCCGCCGCAGCACCCGCCGCCGCCUCAGGCCGGGGGCGGCGGCGGCGGGGAGUUCUACCGGGGCCCGCCGCCGCAGCCGCCGAUGCGGCAGCUCUCGGCGGCGUCCUCCACCAACAUCCCCGGCGACUACGCCGCGCACCAGGGGCACCCCCCGCCGCAGCAGAACCAGCCGCCGUACGACGCUUAUGGGGACAAUUUCGGUGCUAAAAGGAUGCGGAAGCCUGUCCAGCGGCGAACAGUGGACUACACAAGCACAGUCGUCCGUUAUGUUCAAGCUCGCAUGUGGCAGCGGGAUGCUAGGGACAGGCCCACUGUGCAGCCGACUCCAGCUGCUGUUCUGGACAUGUUGCCGUCUGUUGCAUACCCCGAUAAUCCCUCAACAAGUUUUGCUGCAAAAUUUGUACAUUCAUCAAUAAACAAGAACCGAUGCUCUAUUAAUCGGGUCUUGUGGACUCCCACAGGGCGUCGGCUUAUUACGGGAUCACAGAGUGGUGAAUUCACCCUAUGGAAUGGCCAAUCUUUUAAUUUUGAAAUGAUCCUUCAGGCUCAUGACCAAGCUGUAAGAUCAAUGAUUUGGAGUAACAAUGAGAACUGGAUGGUCACUGGUGAUGAUGGUGGUGCAAUCAAGUAUUGGCAAAGUAACAUGAACAAUGUUAAAGUUAAUAAAACAGCUCACAGAGAAUCAGUUCGUGACUUGAGCUUUUGUAGAACAGACCUGAAGUUUUGCUCCUGUUCUGAUGACACUACUGUGAAGGUUUGGGACUUUGCAAGAUGCCAGGAAGAAAGAUCCUUAACUGGCCAUGGUUGGGAUGUUAAGAGUGUCGAUUGGCACCCUACAAAAUCUUUACUGGUUUCAGGUGGUAAAGACUAUCUCGUGAAACUUUGGGAUGCAAAAAGUGGUAGAGAGCUACGUUCAUUCCAUGGUCAUAAAAACAUUGUACAAUGUGUAAAGUGGAAUCAGAAUGGGAACUGGGUGUUGACUGCCUCCAAGGAUCAGAUUAUUAAGCUAUAUGAUAUUAGAUCCAUGAAAGAGCUUGAAUCCUUCCGUGGACACAACAAGGAUGUGACUGCUUUGGCAUGGCAUCCAUUUCAUGAAGAAUAUUUUGUUAGCGGGAGCUAUGAUGGAGCGAUCUUUCAUUGGUUGGUUGGCCAUGAAACUCCACAGAUAGAGAUAAAUAACGCACAUGACAAUAGUGUGUGGGACCUUGCCUGGCAUCCUGUUGGUUAUCUACUUUGCAGUGGGGGCAAUGAUCAUGCUACGCGAUUUUGGUGUAGAAAUAGGCCUGGUGAUCUUACCCGCGAUAAAUACAACAGCGGACAGAUGCAAGGUUACGGUGACCAACAUCCUGCUUUUGCUGGCCGUGCUAUGGGUGGAUUCCAGAUGCCUGAACCUUCAACAACACCUGGACCAUUUAAUACUGGAUUAUCACGAAAUGAAGGCACAAUUCCUGGCAUUGGGGUCGCAAUGCCUCUUGAUGGAUCUGAUCAUGGAGAGCAGAGGCCAUCGAUACCUGGCCUUCCACCUGGGCAACCUCCCUUGCCUCCAGGUCCCCAUCCAUCUCUUCUAGCCGGUGGGCAGCAACAGCAAUAUCAACAGAUGCAGCAGCAGCAUCCUCAAUUUCCUCGACCACCACCUCCAAAUAUGCCUCAAUUGCAGCCCCCAGCACACAUGCUUCCACACGCGCAAGGAUCUCGAGCACCACUUCCUCAGCUUCCAUCAAUGUCAGGUCCACCACCAGUGAAUCCACCACUACCACCUAUGCCUCACCCAAUGGCAAUGCAAGUACAAGGUUCAUCAAACCAGAUGAUGCCUCAAAUGCCACAGCACUUGAUUGGCAUGAAUCAGACACACCAGGGCCCUCCUAGUAAUAUGCCUCCAAUGGGUGGCUUUCCAAAUGGAAUGGGAAAUAUUCAAGGUGGAUCUAGUGCUUCUGGCAUGCAAAACUUUCCUAUGGGAGGCAUGUACAACAGGCCUCAGGGAAAAAUGCCUCCACAAGCACAAGCACAGAUGACAUCCAUCCCUGGUCUGAGCUCAUAUCAGCCGGGUAUGGGCAAUGUGGGCCUUCCGCCGCCACCCCCACAGCAUCCACCGCCUCGCGGUUCAGCGCCGCAAUGAUCUCUUGUAACUGUGCAAUGAUGAUUGGAAGCCUUCUAUUUUCCAUGCGGUAAAACAUAUGUAGUAUGAUCGUAUUCGAGGAAGAGAGGAGUCUCCAGCAAACGGAGACGGAUAUCUUGGAUAAUGAUAGUUAGGAUUGUUCUUAUCUCUUGCACCGUCGGCUAGGAUACAUUUUGCUGCCCUUGGACUGAACGGGCUGUGCUGUAACAAACCUGUCCACCUAACAGCUUGUUUCUGCUCCCUAUUUAUGCUGCUCGUGUUGUAUUAGUUCUUAUGCUACUGAGGUUUUCAACAUAGACGGAGGCUAUCAAGCAGUUUUGUAACAAGUGAGAAUCAUUUUGCCUGGCCCAGUGAAUUUGAUUGGUUGACGGCGUACGCUCUAUAUUGUAAACACUUACACUGUUGUCAGGCAAUGCUUGUCCGUGGGUUCAUUUGUUAGAUCCACUGAUCACUUAUAAGAGGAAAAUUGUUUGAAUUUGUAA
This is a messenger RNA of Oryza sativa Japonica Group (Japanese rice), 2636 nucleotides long. Its product is annotated as flowering time control protein FY. Lineage: Eukaryota; Viridiplantae; Streptophyta; Magnoliopsida; Poales; Poaceae. Gene Ontology annotation, molecular function: protein binding. Gene Ontology annotation, cellular component: mRNA cleavage and polyadenylation specificity factor complex. The record is from RefSeq and is a predicted model, not a curated record.